This is a messenger RNA of Penicillium antarcticum, 3036 nucleotides long. RefSeq lists its product as uncharacterized. The coding region runs from base 1 to 3036 and encodes 1011 amino acids. NCBI's taxonomy places the organism in Eukaryota, Fungi, Ascomycota, Eurotiomycetes, Eurotiales, Aspergillaceae. The transcript has 6 exons. The record is from RefSeq and is a predicted model, not a curated record.
AUGUCGAACUGGAAUUCGCCGCGCAGAAUGCUCUUCACCACCAUCUGGGCUCUUGACCCAAGAGCGUUCGAGGAGAUCCAGCAAAAGAUCAAAGAAGCUUAUCCUGACACCGAGAUUCACUUUGAAUAUCUCCGAGAGUCCGAGACCCUGAUCAUCAGUGGCGUCUCCAGCGAUGACUUUGAAGUCCGAAGUACAAGCUUGUUAGCUGAAUACAUCAGUGUCCAUCAGACAGAUGAUUUUGCUGGGGCCCCUCGUAUUCAUCGCAUCCAAUCCUCGAGUUCCCUUCGAUUACCUGUCGUGCGCGCCCCCGAUGGAGAUGUCCCUGAACAUCCAAGUCAGGAGCCAUUGCCACGCUCUGCCAAUGCUCCAAUGCACCAUACACACUGGAAGCCCGAUCGCUGUGGAAUCAAUGAAUUCCACCGUGAUGCAUACUCUCUGUUGCCUCGUAUCGGAAGGGACGACGGCAUCAGUAUCGAGUGCAAUGACCGCGAAGCUGGAGUUCUCAUCAAGGCACCGGAUAUCAAACACAUUGACAGAGCGGCUGGGAAGCUUUCUACACUUGAGGAAUGCAUGGGCCUCAUGGUACACCCCAUUCAAGGCUUGAUGUUCAUCGGUCCUUGCGUUGACCUUGAAAACACCAACAUUAACAUCCUCAACUACUCCGAACUGAGUGCAACAGCCCUAUGGCGUGCUCUGGCUAGUGGUGUUCCCGCCGAGAUUCUCAACAACAUGUCGACUGUGGUAAUAGGCGAGUUCGACGAGGAGAAGAAUCGAUUCCGGCCAAUGCGCAAACUUCGCCAUCCACCGCAUAUCAAUGUCAACCGGAAAUCAAGCGUCAUUCAAGAUUGGGAUGACUUUAUCUUCCCCGAGAUUGGUUCCAACAACAGCUAUGCAGACGAUCGCUAUGUCCACUCGCAUCUUCCAUCCGAAUCUCAGGUUUCUUCCGCUUCAACCAGUACUUCUCACCAGUACCUCACCCGCAAAAAGGCAUUCGACAUCAGCGAAUGGGUUGAUAUCGGCGAGGAGAACAGCUCGGACUUCGAAAACCAACGAGUUCCUGAUGAGCUCUCCACUGCCGAGAAUGAUCCCAAGCUACUGGCGCCCCUUGAGAACGAUGUUCCCCAGAUAGACUGCGAUACAUUUGCCUCGUCUGCAAUGAACAUCAUGACUCAGACCUUUGAAGAAAAUUUCAAAGCACUCGAAUCUCUCGCUGCAUCAAUUCUGCCAAAAUUGAUUGAUACUGGUGACGCAGAUGGUAACCCUUCUGGGGCCAGCUCAAGCAGCGUAAACUUCGCUGUCCGGCAAGUCCAGGCCACCAUUGCUGCCAGAGCCCUUAUGGGCAUUGAUCGCACUCCUAGCGAAGUGCUAUUUGACAGCUUUGCUUCGCCCCCUGCGAGUCCUUAUUUCAGUGUCGCUUCUUCGCAGAGUGACUAUCAAAUUGGCAUGAACUAUCUGCGCAAUUAUGUUGGCAUUCACUCUGAUGUCAGCAACAAUUCCAAGACUCACUCUAUGAUGACUACCGACAAUGGGGACGGGGAAGCACCCCGUAUUCAUACGGACCUGGAAGGUCUUCGUUGGGAGUUUCCCCCUACUACGGGUGCUGACAUCUGGGAUGGGAAGAGGAUCGACAGCCCCGGCUCCACAGAGCAGCUGGCCAACAAGGACUCAACUGAGUCGCAAGACUUGGGGAGUAACGGUCUUUUCCUCUCCCCUGGCAGCUUGAAUGGAACAGAGGUUUAUCAGCAGCCUAGUACUAAUCCCCAGAUUCAUCUGGAGAGCUUUGGACAAGCCAUCGCCAAUCAGCAGGCUACCAUUGACAGGCAAGAAAGUGCGCUCGACUCCUUCGGUCCUGAACAAUUGCAGGAGAGGAUCACCGCUGCACGCAAAUUGAACGCAGCUAUCCUGGAGAAAGAGGAACCUGCAGACCCCGUUCAGGUUCUUUUUGCGCUUUUGAGACCAACCCUCGUCACUGCCACCUCUUUCCCCGGCGCAAUGAGCCUGGAGUUCCAGCUCGGUCUUCACACGAUCUACGGCAUGCAGAAAUUUGCCAGACAUCCCAAGUACAGCUAUGCAGAGCUACAGUCUCUUUUCUUUCCUCUCAACCGAGCGGAGAAGCGGCCACGCACGGCAUUCUUCAAGCGAUUGACUACGUCGCCAGCCGACAUCGACCACAUCAUCAGUCUUCAGGUCAACCAGACUCGAAUCUUCGAUGACGAGAUCAACCGACAGUGCAUCAAGUAUGAGUUCCACUGCCACGCCGACAAGAAGCGCAAGAUCAUCAUCUCAGUCGAUGAACGCGGGAAUUCCAUAAUCCGCUACCCAGAAGUCAACCUCGGCUCUGUGCACCUCAAUUUCCCCGGCCAGGUCUGGGAUGCAUCAGCCAACCUAACAGGGGCCAUUAAUUACGCGGCCGGAGUUGACCUGGAGCUUGACAAGAUCGCGCGCACCAUGGUGAAGAGCAUCUGGGUUGAACCCCACUCCCGCCUCCAAUUCCUCUUCCACCCUCCUAAGUCCAGAAUUACGAUUGACAAGAUCGUUCUGGAGCGGUGGACCCGUCACCAGUACGACCAGGAAGAUGCCCACGGCAUCCACCUGCAGAUCAAGGAAACCCAAGAACUGUACGCCUCGGUGUCAGUUAGGGAUUCCGAGAUCAUGGUCGUGCAGGCCGGCUCGCGUGAGCAAAUGCUCCGCGACGGUACUCAAUGGUGGCGGGCUUCAUUGAUCAGUGCUUCCGUGGAGAAGAUCCUGUCCUCAAACCAGAGGAUAGAUCCCGGCACUGUCAAUGAAGAGUGGAAGCCGGAGGACGUCCUCGGUAGGGUGGCCGGCUCUGGCCUUCGGGCCUUGUUCAAUGUUGGCAAGAAAGUGGUAGAGGGCAUUGAUGCCGUGGGAUUCUGGAACAAGGGCCCUGCCUCUCUCCUAAGCCGGGGGGCACUGGACGAGUUGAUCGCGUCCAGUGAGGGUGAGGGGGUCACUGACCUCAGCUCCCUGGAGGUGGGUGCUGACUGCGAGGGGGUCCCAGUCUCAUACCUAAUCUGA